AUGAUAGAGAAUGAUUUCAGUGCAAAAGCUUGGGGGAAGUGUUCAAGCAACAAUCGACUACAUUAUGAGAAUCCUCAAAUCAGAAGCAAUGAUGUGAUGACACCAUUGUCGAUGAAACAUAAGAUGUUGCCGCUGAGAAACCAGAAAUUGGAGAUGAUAGGGAGAGAUAUAUGGUGCGGUUAUGGAUUAGAGAAGAGAGUGAAGAUUGGUGGUAUAAAGUUUUCUCUGUUUUUUGGUCUAGCUCGUAGUUAUUACAUCCAAAUUCCCCUCCCAGUCAUUAAGCAUGCUGUUAGAUCCAAACUGAAGCUGUGCGGGAUGCCGAGGCAUAACAUGCGCAUGGGAGACCCUGCAAUCAGUUGA
This is a messenger RNA of Vicia faba (fava bean), 360 nucleotides long. The record is from the annotation of a GenBank genome assembly. NCBI's taxonomy places the organism in Eukaryota, Viridiplantae, Streptophyta, Magnoliopsida, Fabales, Fabaceae.